CCGGCGCCCGCCACCCUCGCAGCUCGUCGGGAAAACCGAAGGAACGUUAGCUCCGUCGUGCUUUUUAAUUGGUGCCAUGGAAAUGAAACGGUUCCUUCUUGAACUAUAACAAUUGAUCGGCAAAUAAUUCGGGAAAUAUUUUUUUUUCGAUCAAGGGUUUAAACUUUUCGUUGCCAAGAAGUCUCGUAUUUUCUUUUUUUUUUUCACUGGGCGGUUGUUCUGCUCGUUUACAUCGAGAAAAGUUCGUAAGAAUAGCGAAAAUAAAAACGAAAGAAAGAAACUAGUGACGGAUCGUUCGGUUUCGUUCAAUGACCUUUACGUUUUAGAAAACAGGUGUUUUAACUCCGAGCUGUGUCAGCCGGCACUACGUUGAUUAAAGAAAAACGAGCAAAAUAAAGAAACAAUCAUGACUGUGGAGUGUUGCUUGAAUUCGAUUGAAAAAUAUCAUUUCUUCGUUUUGCGAGUGAACGUUCAAGAGAUCUACGUGAGUUAAUGGAAUUUCUAUGAUCGGCAUUCCUUGAAAACUCGGAGUUUGCACGGUGUGAUUGGAACGAGCGUACAAUGGCGAGCUUUAUUAAUUCAACGACGACACUUAUCAAUGAUGUCUACGAUUAUUAUCUCUGGACUCUCUCUUUAGCAGACGAAAGAACGAGAGGAUGGCUGCUAGUCGAUUCACCAAAACCAACUUUAAUAUACACGAUGCUGUACCUCAUGAUCGUUUGGGCUGGACCAAAGAUCAUGAAAAAACGAAAAGCUUUUAAGCUUACUUGGGCUCUCGUACCAUACAAUCUUGCCAUGGCUUGUCUCAAUGCUUAUAUUGCCAUUCAACUUCUCGUUGCUUCUACAAGGUUACGAUAUAGCUACGUUUGUCAACCAAUUAGACACAUAACACGUCCAGAUGAAAUGCAGAUCGCACACGCGGUAUGGUGGUACUACUUUAGCAAGCUCUUAGAAUUUUGUGACACAUUCUUCUUUAUUUUACGUAAGAAGGACAAUCAGUUGAGCUUCCUGCACGUCUAUCAUCACUCGACGAUGUUUUCCCUUUGGUGGAUCGGUAUCAAAUGGGUUCCAAGUGGAUCCACUUUCUUACCAGCUAUGGUAAACAGUUUCAUCCACGUGUUGAUGUAUUCGUAUUAUGGGUUAGCUGCUUUGGGUCCCUCGGUUUCCAAAUAUCUUUGGUGGAAGAAAUACUUGACGAUUCUCCAAUUAAUCCAAUUUACAACGGCUCUGAUUCUUGGCAUUAAUGGUAUUCGAUCAGGCUGCGAUUUCCCUCUUUGGAUGCAGUAUGCACUCGUCAUUUAUAUGAUCUCAUUCAUUGUUCUAUUUGGAAACUUUUAUGCUAAAGCCUAUAUCGCUAAGGGUAAACAAGCGUACGCGGAGAGACAAUUGGAGAGGCUGAAGACAAAGAAAUCGAAGAUGGUUGAAAACGAGAAGAAAUCCGAAGGAGUAGUCAGUAACGGAAUACUUACAAAUGGACACGUUAAUGGAUAUGCAAAUGGCGUUACGAAAAGGAAGGCUUAGUUCGAGUGAUCUUUGAGGAUCUUCGAGGAUCUUUUUUCUUAAAAAGAAAAGAAUCACUCGAACUGUUUCAUAGAAUUUAAUGGAGGAAGAGACAUCUUGAGAGCCAAAGAGAGCCAUUUAGAACGAAGAAAAAGAAAAGAAAAAAUAUAUAUAAAUUAAAAAGAAAAGGAAAAAAAGAAAAGAAAAAAGGAUAGAGAGGACGAUUCUUCGUAUUCUCAAUUUUUUUUUUUUUUUUUUAUUCAUG
Messenger RNA from Vespula pensylvanica (western yellowjacket), 1765 nucleotides. Its product is annotated as elongation of very long chain fatty acids protein 4-like. Gene Ontology annotation, cellular component: endoplasmic reticulum membrane. NCBI's taxonomy places the organism in Eukaryota, Metazoa, Arthropoda, Insecta, Hymenoptera, Vespidae. The record is from RefSeq and is a predicted model, not a curated record. Gene Ontology annotation, molecular function: fatty acid elongase activity. Bases 562 to 1521 code for a protein of 319 amino acids. Gene Ontology annotation, biological process: sphingolipid biosynthetic process; very long-chain fatty acid biosynthetic process; fatty acid elongation, saturated fatty acid. The transcript has 6 exons.